Symbiodinium natans is the source of this 363-nucleotide messenger RNA. NCBI's taxonomy places the organism in Eukaryota, Dinophyceae, Suessiales, Symbiodiniaceae. The record is from the annotation of a GenBank genome assembly.
AUGCCAGGAUCUCCUAAAAGGUUGCAUGGAACCAUGAGAACCCGGACACCAUGCCCAGUACAAACCUUAUCAGGAUUGUGCUAUUUGGCAGUGCGCGGCCCUGCAUUUGCUGGCGAGCGAGGAGCGGGCACAUGUGGCCGAGCAAGAUGUUCCCCUGAGCCAGCCCACCUCCUGGGUUUCAACUACCAUGCUGGCAAACGAGUCGCUGACCAGCCCAGGCUGAAGCUUUGUGUGAUUCGCAUUCGGGGCCGGGUGCCAGUGGCGCCGGGAGUGUCAACAGUAACAGUGCCGGGAGCGCUGAAGUGUGUGGUGCCGGAGGCACAGCCGGUGGCUUUCACACAGUUGCUGGAGGCAACGACAUAG